AUGCGUCCAGUGCUGGAGGGAAGGGGGAUUGUUGCCGACGCUCAGAAUCAGGUUGACGAUGUGAAGACUGCUUUUUCUAGCUGGGACAACUGCAUGCAGGCCGCCUAUUGCAAGUGGCCGGUCAUUGCCAUAAUUGUUAUUGGCGGCCUGAUCAUAUUCUCUAUAGUCUGGUGCAUUGCGCGGUGUCUGUGCUGCGGCCUCUCGUGCUGCUGCGAAUGCUGCUACUGCCUCAAGUGCUGCGGUGAGUGCUGCGGCUGCUGCUCGCCGCCGAGAGGCCGGCGCCACAAGUACCUCGACGAGCCGUACAUCCCGCCGAACCAGGGCUACCGCUCGGAAGCGCCCAUGACCGCGGGCGCGCUGCCGGCGAAGCCCUCGCCGUUCCCCAGCGCCGCUGCCGCCUCGGCGCCGCAGUACGCCGAGUUCGAGACGAGCAAGAAGGGUGGGGCGCACGAGGACGCCCUGCCGGAGAUGCCUAGCUGGGAGGGUGCGGGAAGCAAGAAGGUGCUUGUGGAGGACGAGCCCGUUGAGCUGGAGCAGCUGAAGAAGCCCGCCACGACCGAGCUCAACACCCAGGGUGCGCAGAACGUCCCCCUCAUGGCUGGUGGCCAUGUUCCGGGGCCUGCUAGUCCCAUCUCGCCGGACUCCAGGAGCCCGUAUGGUGUCCCGGGCAGCCAGUCUGCCUCGAGUGGAUAUCUCGGUGCGGGCGCUCCUCCUGCUGCUGCCGGUGCCCAUGAUCACAAUGAUCCGUAUGGCUUGGGCGACCAGCCGUACAGCCAGAACGCAGGUGGAUACGGACAGCAGUCGCAGACGUCUUUCGGGAAUGAUCAAGCCUAUGGUAUGGCUGGUGCUGCUGGUGUGGCCGGAGCCGGCAUGGCUGGUGCAGCGAUGGGACCGGGCAGACGGUCUCCCAGAGUCAACAACGGUGGCUAUGGCCAACAGCCCAUGGGCCAAGGGCCAAUGGACCGAGGAUAUCAAAACCCCCAGGACUACAACAACGCUUACGGGAGGAGCCAGUCUCGCGGCCCUGCGGACCAAGGUUACGGCAUGGGUCCUGGACGCCGGUCACCGCCUCGCGGCCCUAAUGGCUCUAACGGUCCCAAUGGCCCUGUCCGUCCAAAUAUGAUGGGCGGAGCGGCCUACCCAGACCGCGAACGCCGCUCUCCCGCUCCACAGGGAGAUCGCGGGUACGGCAACAACUACAACAACCGGCCGUAUCCUCCCAACCCCCAGAGACAGUACUCAUCCGAUUCCACACGCCCUCUGGCACGCCCUCCCCCACAACGUCAGUUCACAGACGAGUACCCACCACCCUCUCCUACAAGCCUACAGAACAACUCGGGCUUCGACUUCAACUCCGGGUUCAGCAGGCCACCGCCAUACUCUAACAACAGCUCUUACGAGAGACGUCCUAGUGAGAGCAGCCGCCAGGGCAACCAGGGCAUCCCGACGUCCUCCAGCGGCGGUGGACAGGCGUAUCCCGGAUACAAGCCGUACCAGCCGGCCCAGGAUAAUACUAGGCAACAAGACGGAUGGAGCGGUCUGUAA
Messenger RNA from Phaeoacremonium minimum UCRPA7, 1545 nucleotides. Its product is annotated as putative fibroin-3 related protein. The record is from RefSeq and is a predicted model, not a curated record. Bases 1 to 1545 code for a protein of 514 amino acids. The transcript is spliced from 2 exons. Lineage: Eukaryota; Fungi; Ascomycota; Sordariomycetes; Togniniales; Togniniaceae. Gene Ontology annotation, cellular component: plasma membrane; cellular bud neck.